CCGAUGCAGCUGCAGUGCUCCAGUCAGCUCUCUCUCAAGGAGAGGAAGCGCUGGUUAUCAUUGAAGGCUGGUUGCUAGAAUUGAUUGAAGUGGACGUUAAUCGAUUCCGACAAGCAUCAGCAGCGGUGGUGGGGCAACGCGCGCAUGCAGCUGGUAUUUUUCUCUGCUGGCGUUUGUCGAUCCAUUGGAGAAGGCAAGGUCGGAGCGGCCCCACUUCUCCGCCCCUCGAACAAUUUUUGGCGGUUUGACCGCUGCAAUAUUUUCCAGAUCGAUCACAUUGGUGAGGGGGGUUUACGGCUUAAGCCAGUCGCGAUUGAUUCGAUGCCACAUGGUAUAUGAGCUCUUCCGAGUUCGUAACGGUCGAAUGCCUCCCCAGUCCUCAGUUGUUUGGCAUUCCCACCUCGUGGACCGACCGCACUUGGCCCGAUGCAGCUAACUUUGCAUGGUCGAUGAGGAAUAGGCAGAGUGACUGAUUUCGGGAGUGACUCUGGGUUGAGUUUGCUGGGAUUGAAGAGAUCCAGGGGACGCUCUGACCAACAGUGGAAGAUGAGGCGAGUAGUAGUGAUUUGGGUGUUGCUGCUCCAAAUGGUCACGACAUGGAGGUUAGGAGUGAAAGGGGAUUGGUACGAGACAGUGGUGGAGAAUGCAGGGAUUUCAACAAUGCAUGCGGCGGUGACGAACACUGGCUCUGUGAUACUUCUCGACAGAACCAACAUUGGGGAUUCUCAACUCAGUCUUCCUAAUGGCGUGUGUCGUGACAAUCCUGAAGAUCGGGCUAACACACACGAUUGUACAGCGCAUUCAGCUCUGUUCACGCCCAACGGAAAUGUAAUUCGACCAUUAUUUGUGUACACCGACACUUGGUGCUCGUCUGGUCAGUUCGACGCCAAUGGACAGAUGGUGCAAACUGGCGGAGACGCUGACGGACUGAUGAAGAUUCGUACUUUUGCUCCGUGCAACGACGGAAACUGUGAUUGGGUGGAGCAAGGAGCACAACUACAGAACGGGCGAUGGUACGCCACAAACCAAAUUCUUCCCGAUGGGUCCCAGAUCGUCGUGGGAGGACGAAGCGUCUUCACAAUUGAGUACGUCCCCGCCAACGGCCGCGGCACCUACUACCUGGACCUCCUCGAGAAGACAAACGAUGCGCAGCAGGACAACCUGUAUCCGUUCGUGCACCUACUGCCAAACAACCAGCUGUUCAUCUUCGCAAACAGAGAUUCGAUCCUUUACGAUUGGCAGUCCAAUACCGUGGUGAAGAAUUUCCCGACCAUCCCCGGGGAACCUCGCAAUUACCCUUCGGCUGGAAGUUCCGUGCUCCUCCCGCUCACGUCGGAUGGCGGGUUCAGCUGGCCAGAGGUUCUCGUUUGUGGUGGUGCGCAAUACGGGGCGUACAUGGGCGGCAACACUGCCGCUGAUGCUUCCCAAACAUGCGGUAGGAUUGCGCCUCUGGCAGACGACGCAAACUGGGCCAUGGAGUACAUGCCACAGAGGCGAACCAUGGGAGAUAUGGUGCUCCUGCCUACCCGCGAAGUGCUCAUCAUCAACGGAGCGGCGAAUGGCGCUCAAGGAUGGGGAGGCGCUUCGAACCCUGUGUUGGCGCCGGAUCUAUACAAACCUUACAAUGCCGAGGGGACGCGAUUCUCAACCCUGACGGGCACCGAUAUCCCUCGAGUCUACCACUCUACUGCAAACCUCUUGCAAGACGGACGCAUUUUGCUGGCGGGUAGCAACACGCAUCAGUUCUACACAUUGACUGGGUACCUCCCUACGGAACUGCGGAUCCAGGCUUACAGUCCCGAUUACCUAGGCGCCAACCCGCCGUCUUUCACGACGGUUCCUGGUGGUCUGGGUUAUGGAGUGGAUUUCACAGCCGUGGUGAAGGCGACGAAUCCGACUAAAAUUGAAUUGAACUUGAUCAGCGCGCCAUUCGUCACGCAUUCGUAUGCCAUGGGGCAAAGAUUGUUGCAAUUAGCAGUAACUGCUCCGGCGGACGAUGGAGCGGGAGGCUACAAUGUGUACUCGACGUCUCCUCCGUCGCAACAAGUUGCUCCUGCGGGAUACUACAUGCUCUUUCCGGUGGCGGAUGGCGUCGUUGGAUACGCAUGGUGGGUUAAGAUUGGAUAAAACCGUGAAUCGCCCACGUGACUGAUGAACAUCGAUUUCUGCAGCACGCUGGAUUCCUUCAUCAAUUGAAUAAAACUGUCGACGCUGACAUGAACCAUUUCAAAAAUGGAAGUUGAAGAUAUGAAUCAAUCCAUCAAUCCAUCAAUCACACUGCGACUGAGAAAUCAUCGGCUUAGAACAGUAUUUCGAGAAGAUUGGGAACCCUAGAAAAGAAGAAUCAAUAAGAUUGCGGCUCCGGACAACGAGAAGCCAGCCGAUCAUGUACAGUACACAUGUUCGAUUACUCUUCUGGGCGUUAUCGGCGAGUUCAACAGAUUAAAUGUAUAUUCAUGUACUCGUCAAUUUCCUUAACCUUUCUGUCAUCGAGUGUGGUAUUUCAAGUACCAGAUCAGAUACAGUAUUCUUCGGUUACUCAUUAGAAACGAUUAGUAAUCAAUAACGGCGAAUUGCCUUCACUCGAAUCUCCAUUGCAGAGAAUCUAGCGACUCAGUCGCGAGCCAUGAGAUUAGAUCUCUCUCAGAUGUCUAAACUUGGCGGACGUUAAUAUCAUUUACAUCAUCGGAUCCACAGUUGUGUUUCAUGUUCAAGCCUCAGCCUACUGGUGCUGAACAACCGCAACAAGUUCAGAUCCUUGAACAUUUUCA
This is a messenger RNA of Physcomitrium patens, 2771 nucleotides long. Its product is annotated as aldehyde oxidase GLOX. The record is from RefSeq and is a predicted model, not a curated record. Lineage: Eukaryota; Viridiplantae; Streptophyta; Bryopsida; Funariales; Funariaceae.